Fusarium odoratissimum NRRL 54006 is the source of this 2248-nucleotide messenger RNA. RefSeq lists its product as uncharacterized. The record is from RefSeq and is a predicted model, not a curated record. Lineage: Eukaryota; Fungi; Ascomycota; Sordariomycetes; Hypocreales; Nectriaceae. The transcript has 5 exons. Gene Ontology annotation, molecular function: flavin adenine dinucleotide binding; long-chain-alcohol oxidase activity. Bases 1 to 2166 code for a protein of 721 amino acids.
AUGGCGACCCGUACUAGAAUUGACCUUCCAGAAGGUCCAAGCUCAGGGCCUCUGACAGAUGCACAAUGGCAGGUCUUGAUGGCUAUCAUGGAUACCAUUAUCGCUCCUUGUCCUGAAAGCACGCUACCUGCUGGCCAGACCAGUGCUCUACUCACUAACUGUGAUGCCUCUACUCUCCAUGCCUUUCUUGCCGAAAUGCCUUCCAACAUGCCACUGUUUCAAGAAAUCUUGAAGCGUCUGCUGGCCAAUCUCCAUGCCGAUAAACUGUCUGCCAUUGGCACAGUAUGUUCCCUUCUCGGGAAUCGAGCUGGUGCCCUCGCCCUCACUGGUUACUUCACACUAUUUUGCGAUCUGUCUAUCCAAGAUCGGACACUAGUGCUGAAUUCUUGGCAAAGGAGCUCUCUAGCUACCUUGCGCGUCCUCUUCAAACAACUCUCAAUCAUUGGCAAGCAUGUUUAUCUCCGAUCAAGUACCCUUUUCAAUGAAGUCGUUGGCUUUCCAUCCACUCCACCUGGAUGGCACCCAGUCGAAUCCUACUCCUUCGAGUUCAUGCAGUUCAACAACUCGGAUUACCAUGUUCAGCUCGAUACAGAUGUUGUUAUUGUGGGUUCAGGAUGCGGUGCAGGAGUAGUCGCAAGGACGAUUGCCAUGGCAGGCCACCGCGUCUUGGUCGUAGAUAAAGGACAUCAUUUCGAAACCUCUUCGCUACCUCUAGAUCAAAGUGCAGGAUAUUUCCACCUUUUCGAACAGGGAGGUCUGGUAUCCUCUGAAGAUGGAUCUAUCUCUACGCUUGCAGGAUCAUGCUUUGGUGGAGGCGGAACAGUCAACUGGAGCGCGUGUCUACAGCUCCAAAACACAGUGCGCGAUGAAUGGGCUGACGAGCGAGGGCUUGGGUUCUUCAAAUCAGCCAAGUUUCAGGCGCAUCUUGACUCGGUCUGCGAGCGCAUGGGCGUCAGCAACGAGCCUAUCAAUCAAAACCACGGCAACUCUGUUUUGCUGGAAGGUGGGCGCAGGCUUGGAUACAGCGCUAGGCCGGUACCCCAGAACACAGGCAACUGCGACCAUCAGGACGGAUACUGCUCCAUGGGUUGCUGGAUGGGUAAGAAGCAAGGUCCAGUGAAUGGUUGGUUACCAGAUGCCGCCAGGUGCGGAGCCAAGUUCAUAUCAGGUUUUUACGUUAACAGAGUACUUUUUAAGAAGCAUGGUGGUAGGAAAGUGGCCACAGGUGUGACUGGCACUUGGAGACCAAGAGUUGGCCCGGAUGCUUCGGCAAGAUCGGUAACAAUUAACGCGAAGAGAGUUGUGAUUUCAGCUGGCAGUCUGUGUAGUCCGAUCGUCUUGAAGAAUAGUGGACUCAAGAACAACCAUAUUGGACGCAACCUUCAUCUACACCCAACAUCAUUCGUGUCAGCAAUCUUUGAACAAGAGACACGGCCGUGGGAAGGCGGAAUUCUCACCUCUGUUGUCUCGAGCUUUGACAACAUUGACGGACAUGGCCACGGUGUAAGGCUUGAGCGUCCCGCAAUGCUACCUUCAAUGUGUCUUACAUGGUGCAACUGGACAUCAGGGCCUGAAUAUAAAGCUAUGAUAUCCAAGUACAGGCACAUGGAAGCAUACAUUGCUAUUACUCGAGAUCGUCACAGCGGCCACGUCACAGCAGACCCGAUAAAUGGCACACCGCGUUUGGUUUAUACUCCCUCCAAAUUCGAUGCCAGUAACAACUUGAAGGGUAUGCUUGCCCUGGCAAAGAUCCUCUACACCCAAGGCGCCACGGAGAUACAUCCCAUUCUUCCCGGUCUUGAGCCAUUUAUACGGCAGCAGGAAAGUUUGUCGGAUGGUGCUCACAGCCCCUCAGAGGCUAUAGAUCCAGGAUUUUCGCAGUGGCUAAAGAAAAUGGAAGCUCAUGGGAACAAGACGCCAGAUACACCGUAUGGCUCUGCUCAUCAGAUGGGCACGUGUCGCAUGAGCACCAAAGAAGCCGAUGGAGUCGUGGAUGAGUGUGGGAGGGUUUGGGGCUGUGAGAAUUUGAUCGUCGCGGAUGCAAGUGUAUUUCCUAGUGCGAGUGGUGUUAACCCUAUGAUCACAACCAUGGCGAUCUGUGAACACAUUGGCUUGGCCAUGGCAGAGGAGUUGGCUCGGGAUACUCAGGAGCGCCCUAGGUUGUAGUUAAGCGAUAUCUUUCCGUGAGACACUUGCUCCGUGUAUAGCGUUAUCUCUGCUCGAGAUUACAAUGAUAAAUCUUACCAUC